This is a messenger RNA of Rotaria socialis, 1029 nucleotides long. The record is from the annotation of a GenBank genome assembly. NCBI's taxonomy places the organism in Eukaryota, Metazoa, Rotifera, Eurotatoria, Philodinida, Philodinidae.
AUGUCGAAUGUUAUUCGCGCAGAUGAUGAUUAUGAUGGUGGCAUUGUUCGUCAACUUGUUGACUCUGCAUCUUCGCCGUCGCCGAUUCCUCCGCCACCAACUGAUUUCGACAUGAAUUGGCCAACGCCAAUAAGUCAAUCUGAACCAAGUUUUCAAGCUCGUCAAAGUCAACUAGUUAAUCGGCUAUCGACGACUGCCUAUAAUUCAUCAUCGUACAAAGUAUCUAUCGGACAUGAGACCGUUAAUAUCACUGAAAUUGCUCGUCAUCGUGAGUCGCUAUCCGACAGACCUAUACCAAUAGCCACUGCCGACCGACGUCGAUUAUCUGGCUCGCGUAAAGGCACCAAUAUUCUAAGUUUAUGUUUUAUGUGCUUUGUUUCUGCUUCUCUUAUACUUAUUGCCAUUUCCACAAUGAAUCUAAUACUAAAAAUCAAUUAUGUCAAUAAUCGUGACAUGAUUCCUCGUAUAGCUCAAUCAAUGAAUGUCACAUAUAAUAUUCUUUAUGUGUUACCAGCGUCAAUAUCUAUAACAGAUACGGUGUCAAAUGUUAUAAUACCAGCGUACGAUCGUACUAUACGUGAAUUGGCAACAGUCAUUUGUUUAUUGAUUAUUGUAUUGAACUGUUUUUGUGUAUUAAUAUUCAGCAUUGAAAUUUAUCUUGGUUGUAAUAUGAUAAAAACACGACAAAGUUCACAUUGUUUCACACAUUUAUUUAGUUCGUCGACAUCACGAUUUAUUGCUAUUUGUAGUUUUUAUGCAUCGAUACCAGCAUUCAUUCUUGUGAUAUGCUUUUUCAUAUUAUUAAAUUUGUCACUUAUACCGGCUAUUGUAUCAUUGGUUGUCCUUGGUUUUGGUUUAAUUUUUAUUCUAAUGACACUUUUAACGUAUUUUGUAACAUGGCAAAAUGAUAGAAUCGAUGGGAAAUUGGGUGGAAUGAAUUCAUCGAUUUAUCAUACGAUUGAUGCUACUCAUUUAUGUGAUGAUGAUAUUGAUCUAGUUAAAACUGAUGAACUUUCAACACUUGUUUAA